Messenger RNA from Arabidopsis thaliana (thale cress), 1689 nucleotides. Its product is annotated as SNARE-like superfamily protein. The transcript has a single exon. The coding region runs from base 558 to 1340 and encodes 260 amino acids. The record is from RefSeq and is marked reviewed. Gene Ontology annotation, cellular component: membrane. NCBI's taxonomy places the organism in Eukaryota, Viridiplantae, Streptophyta, Magnoliopsida, Brassicales, Brassicaceae.
CCCGUCUUAUAUCUUCUAUUCAAGCGUUUCCUAAUGUUAUUUAUCCGAACAGACUAAUCAGUUUGGGCCAAAAUCGAAAUAACAAAUCGUCACGGUACCAGUAAUCGCUAGUGUAUACGUGUCGGUAGUCCAGCACAGGGAUGAACGAAGCAUGAACUAACUUUUCCACGUGUCAUAUAUCCAUUACACGAUCUAUGAAAGCUGGGGUAUUCUUGUAAAUAUAAAUUAUCCUGAGGGCACUUUCACCAAGGUAAUCGUUAUUCUGCUUCCCGUUUUUUUUAUCUUUUUCCGGUAAAUUUCUGCUCUAACUUUUUUUUUUUCAUCAUCUUUUUGGUUUCGCCAAUAAUGGAACUCUUCUUCCACCAUUUUCCUGGAAAAUCUCGGUAUCGAGAAGAUGAAUCCCUAGACAGAUAAAUCUAGAAUCACUCAAAUCUCUGCUCUUCUUCCGAUUCAGAUCGUAUCGAAUUUUGAAUUUUGUAUCUCGCUACACUGUUCGAUUGAGAAUUCUUUUUUUCCGAUUGAUUCGAAUCGGAUUUUGUUUUUUUCCUCGAUAUAGAAUGACUUCGAAUCAACGUAUGUUGUUCUACUCCUGCAUUGCGAAAGGAACAGUGAUUCUCGCAGAAUUCGCUUCAAAGGAAGAGCCAGGAAUCGAAGAUCUAGCUUUGAGAUGCAUUGAGAACGUACCUCCACAUCAUUCGAUGAUCUCUCACACAGUCCAUAAGAGAACCUACGCUUUGAUCAUCGAUGGAUUGUUUUCGUAUUUCGCGAUUUUAGAUGAGGUCGUAGCGAAAUCGGAGUCUGUAUGGCUAUUCAAUCGAUUGAAAUCAGCUACAGAGUCUCUAAUGGAAGACGGAUCUACUGCGGAUUCGUUGGAUAAUCCGACUCAACACUGUCUCCAAUCAAAGCUAGAUCCAGUUUUCGCUGAGAUUGCUGCUAUUGGUGGUAAUCAUAAUAAGGAUUUGGAAUUGGAGUUUGGAUCACCGAGGAGUAUAGCGAGGGAGAUUAAGAGUAAUAAUCAGAGUUUGGAUUCGUCCAAGGGACGAAAAGGCGGUGCGUUGAUGCCGCUUUUAGGAAAGCCGUUGAGGGUGUUGAAGAACAAGAAGAGAUUGCAGACGGAAGCGAAAAGUGAAGGUCAUUGGAAUGAGAAGAAGAUGGACCUAGGAGGAGGAGGUAAAGGAGUGAGGAAUGGUUUGAUUCAUGAUCAUCAUCAUAGACAAAAGGCAAAACAGAUAUGGAGGAAACAUGUUUGGAUUGUUUUGAUGUUUGAUCUCUGUAUCUGCCUUGUUCUCUUUGGAAUCUGGCUUUGGAUUUGUCAAGGGUUUCAAUGCAUCGAUGGGUAAUUAUCUUCGAUCAUCUAAGUUAUGUGUGGUUGAAUGUUUAAAAAAAAUAUCCGAGGUGUUGUUUCCAGGGUUUAAAAAGAAAGCCUGGUUUACACGUUUGUGAUGAUGUUUUUGUUUGUGUUUUUUUGAAGUUGUUCUUCAUGAGGUAAAAAGAAAAAAAAGUGUUUGUAAAAAUCUCUUUUGUAAUGAUAUCUCUUCGUUUUCUUUGGAUGUUUUGAUUACACUUGAUUUGUUGUGUGAUAUUGGGCGAAAGAUGUGGUCUAUGCAGUUCAACGUCUACGAAUUUUAACCCCAACAUGACCAAAACACUCAUAUUUGUAGUUCUUAGAUGUAAAUUUUUACUGCAUAA